AGUGGUGGUAUGUCAUCCUCAUCUCCUUCCCCUUCCAUUUUUACGUCCCUGAGUGCUCCCCUAGGAUCAUAUUUGUUGCGUGUGCCGUCCAGCCGCAGUCACGCUAACGCCGUAUCGCGUGCGUGCCAAGCCCGGAUCUGAGCGUUUCCACAUCUCAGUCAGUUGGCCCUAUGAAUUGGGUUUGCGACAAAGUUUUGGGUCUUUAGUGCAUUGCCACAAAAUAUAUUUUGUUAAUUCGUGUAACCAACAGUUGUCCUUUCGUCAGACUCGUUGGCCGUGAACGGCCAUUCGAUUAGGGUCUGGUCCAAGGGAUAAAUUGAGGAUAUCGGACUCUCGUCGAAGCAUAGGCCUCGAGCAGAGGACGAGACUUGGCUCUUGUCAAAAAAUCAAAACAAUAAAGAUGGCGGAUCCGAGUAACGAAGCUGCAUCAUCCAGCGGUGUUUCCGAACUAGUGGGUGUCACCGCCCCAAUUCGUGACGAGCCAGAGAAAAUAGAAGACUUUCUCGAACCUGACAAAAAGCGUAGAAAAUUAUUGAAAAGUGAUGGAAAAACUGAACAAAAGUUGGAGCAUCGCCUGGGCGGCAUCCUCUGCUGCGCCGUCUGUCUCGAUCUGCCCAGGGCAGCCGUUUAUCAGUGCACUAAUGGACACUUGAUGUGCGCCGGAUGCUUCACUCACGUAUUGGCCGAUGCUAGGCUCCGCGACGAACUCGCCACUUGUCCGAAUUGUCGGAUAGAAAUCAGCAAAACAUCAGCAUCGAGAAAUCUUGCUGUUGAAAAAGCUGUUUCCGAACUACCGGCCGAAUGUCAAUACUGCGCUAAAGAAUUUCCAAGAAAUUCUUUGGAACGUCACGAAGACACGAUGUGCGAGGAAAGGAUAUCGAGCUGCAAAUACAGCCGCAUCGGGUGUCCUUGGAGGGGACCAAGCCACGAAGGAGCGGAGCAUGAGACGCACUGCGUUCAUCCCCAUCGCACCGGGGCUGAUGUGAUGGAAGCCCUUCGAGAUAUUGAUGCCAGAACACUCGAGGAGCGUCGUCUUUACGACAGUGUUUUCGACCUCUUGUCAUAUGAAAAAAUUACAUUCCAGGAUCUCCAAAUGAAGCCGUACCGCACCGACGAAUUUGUUCAUAAAUUGUUUUACGAAACUUCGAGAUUUACCGCAUUCAAUAAUCAGUGGGUCGUCAAGGCUCGCAUCAACAACAGCCAACGGGAUCCAACCCAGAGUUCCGAACGCGACAUGACUUAUCAACUGAUUCUGAAGACUAAAACCACGUAUCCUUUGCCUCUGCAUUAUCUGAUACUGAAAGGACCCUUCGGAGAUAUGAAAGUUCAACCAAGAAUCCACAGAUUCGACUUCACCGAACAGGAAAAUGAGAGUCCGUACCUACCUCUUCCCUUACCCGAUACAGCGGAGUGCAACAGACUCUUAGCUGCAAAGGCUAUCAACUUUCGGUACGUUCACAUUCCACGACUGAUCAUGUUUCUGGCAUCGAAGUAGAGGUCAUGAUUACUCGGAAAUAUUGAUCUGCUACUUGGCGGUGGGAUGGAAACUUGAAAAAUUCUCACUAGGGCAACUGAAACCACGUAACAUAGUACAUAUAACAUAAGUAAAUUACGUACAUUUACAUAUUACUAGAGUUAUUAUACGUAUAAAUUUUUGAUUUAUGUUUUUUUCGCUGAUUGUUCAUCCUGUAGAUCUUUAAGUAAGAGAAAAAAGAUAUAUACUUAAUGAGCUAUAUCAUGAUACAUGAAGAUAUAGAUAUAGAUAUACGCGAAUAUAUAUGUAUAUGUAUAUAUCUUUAUAUGUAUAGACGUAUAUUUGAAUAUUUAUCGAAAGUAAGUCUCGAUUUUUUUUACUCUUACACUUCAAAAAUUUUAUUUAACUUUCGAUGAUAGAUUUUUUACCUACUUUCCUAAUUCUUCAAAUAUAUAAGCAUCUUCUGUGAAAUGACCGAUCAGGCUUUACUUCAGGAGACCAUUGAAUAAGGCACGAUUUAGGUAACUAACUGCAGCUUAUGUAAUAGAAUCGUGAUUAAAAAUCUAUACUAUCUAAUGCAUUAGAUUCUAAGAAACUGAAUUCAGUAUGUGAACAUGAUAUAUGUGUAGAUUUAAAUAAAUUCUCUAUCAAACCUA
Messenger RNA from Athalia rosae (coleseed sawfly), 2130 nucleotides. Its product is annotated as cysteine and histidine-rich protein 1 homolog. Gene Ontology annotation, cellular component: nucleus. The transcript is spliced from 6 exons. The coding region runs from base 401 to 1495 and encodes 364 amino acids. The record is from RefSeq and is a predicted model, not a curated record. NCBI's taxonomy places the organism in Eukaryota, Metazoa, Arthropoda, Insecta, Hymenoptera, Athaliidae. Gene Ontology annotation, molecular function: zinc ion binding.